AUGGCGAGCAAGCAGCCUUUUAAAACCACUUUCGAACCGGAAAGGGUCCUUCGGCCCAUUUUCACUGGCGGCUCUGUCGCAUUGGACAAUGGUGCCAAGAUUCUGGCCACUCCUCUUGGAGAGGAUGCGAUCUUGACCAACCCCUCCAACGGAAAGCAUCUUGCAAAGAUCGAAGGAGAUGGCGAACAAAUCUCGACUCUCACUUUAACACCCUCCGGAUCGCAUCUCAUCAUCUGUUCCCGUUCUCUAUCUAUGAAGAUCUACGCCUUGAAGACCACCGAAGACGGAACGAUAGAAACGAAAUUGACCCGAUCCGUUAAGCCUCACGGGACGCCCGUUGUUGUUCUCGCCGUCGACCGAACGAGCACCCUUCUUGCGACUGGAGGAACCGACGGAGCGAUCAAGGUCUGGGAUAUUGUUGGAGGCUACGUUACCCACACUUUCCGCGGCCCGAGUGUCCUCGUUUCGGCUCUUCACUUCUUUGAGGUUGCGGCGCGUUCGAACGACGGUGAGGUUGAGAAGUCUGGCAAGAAAGGAAAGAAAUCGAAGCAGACAGAGGAGCAGGAUGACAGCGCUACCACGAAUUGGCGUCUCGUGUCUGGCAGUCAGGAUGGAAAAGUGCGAGUUUGGGAUCUCCACAAGCGCGCUGCCAUUGCAAGCCUCGAUUCCCAUGUCUCCAAUGUCCAAGGUUUGGAUUACUCGCCCGAACUGAACACAAUUGUUUCGGCAAGCAGAGACAAGACGAUCAUCUGGUGGGACGCAAAAUCUUGGAAGAUUCAGAAGAUUGUGCCUUGCCUUGAGCUCGUCGAGGCUGUUGGGUUUGUCAACGGUGGCCGUCUGACCUAUUCUGCGGGAGCCAAGGGAUGCCUCCGCAUCUGGGAUACCGAGACUGGUCGUGAGUUGACCAAGGACCAGCCUGCGAAGGCCGAGGCGGAGGGCAUCGUCAGCGCAGUUUCCCAUCCUGAGCUUCCUUUCAUCUUGUGCGUCCAGGUAGACCACACCUUGGCUCUGUAUACGGUACCUGAGAAGGACGAUGUCGAGGGCUCGAUGCUUGAGCCUUUCAGGCGGAUAUCCGGAACUCACGACUCGAUCAUCGACUUGAGCUACCUCCUGCCAGACCGCUCGCUGCUUGCUCUUGCCACUAAUGCCGAGGAUAUCCGUAUCGUAUCUGUGAAGGACUCUCAGGACGACUCAAAGCCAGAGAACUCUACAUACUUUGGCCAGGACCUGGCUCUGCUGAAGGGACACAAUGACAUUAUCGUUUCAUUGGAUGUCGAUUGGUCAGGAUAUUGGAUUGCGACGGGUGCCAAGGAUAACACCGCCCGUCUUUGGCGUGUCGACCCCGCCAACAACUCCUAUACAUGCUAUGCCACGUUCACCGGCCACACCGAAUCAGUUGGUGCUGUUGCCCUGCCCAAGCAGCCACCCCCAGAAUCGUCGGCACAGUUCAAGGACCCUCUCAGCCAUCCCCCGCCCUUCCUUUUCACUGGUUCCCAAGAUCAAACAGUCAAAAAGUGGGAUAUUCCAAGAGAAGCUCAGCAAGGAAAGAAGGGAUCCCGUGCCUUGUUCACCAGAAAGGCACACGACAAGGACAUCAACGCGAUGGAUGUUCACCCUUCAAACCAGCUUUUUGCCUCUUCGUCGCAGGACAAAAUGGUCAAGAUCUGGUCAGUGGCGGAAGGUGAGGUUCAAGGUAUUCUGCGUGGUCACCGCAGAGGCGUGUGGUCUAUUAGAUUCGCACCUUCCCAAUGUCCUUCCAUCCAGGGAGACGAGGGCCAGGUGGCCGGCAAGGGUGUUGUUCUGACGGGCAGUGCGGAUAAGACGGUGAAGCUGUGGAGCUUGACAAACUACACCUGUAUCAGGACAUUCGAGGGUCACUCCAACAGUGUCCUGAAGGUUGUCUGGCUGAACAUGCCGAAGCCUGAGGGCAAGGGCAAGAAGCAGAUUCAAUUCGCCAGUGCUGGCAGCGAUGGCCUCGUUAAGGUCUGGGACGCAAACUCGGGCGAAGCUGAGUGCACGCUGGACAACCACGAAGACCGUAUAUGGGCUUUGGCCGUCAACUCCGCCGACAACACCAUUGUGUCUGGUGACGGUGACUCCAUUGUCACCUUCUGGAAGGACACCACCUCCGAGUCCCAGGCCGCUGCCACAGAAGCCGCCCAGAAGCUGAUCGAACAAGAGCAGGAACUUGAGAACCACAUUCACGCUGGCUCUUACCGUGAGGCCAUUGUGCUCGCCCUUCAGCUCAACCACCCCGGAAGGCUGCUUAGCCUCUUCACUUCUGUUGUGACCUCCAGCACUCCCGAGCAGGGCAGUCUCUGCGGACUUAAGGCGGUCGACCACGUGCUCGCCACUCUCUCCGAUGAGCAGAUAUUUACCUUGCUCUUGAGGCUGCGAGACUGGAACACAAACGCGCGGACAGCGGCAGUGGCUCAGCGAAUCCUCUGGACGCUCGUACGAAGCUAUCCUGCGUCCAAGUUCUCGAACCUCUCGGUUAAGGGGGCUCGCGGGCAGAGGAGUCUCAAGGAGGUGCUCAACGCGCUCAAGGUGUACACGGAGAGGCAUUACAGGAGGACGGACGAGCUCGUGGACGAAAGUUACUUGGUGGAAUAUACCCUGCGAGAGAUGGACAGUCUCGCACCCGCGAUACAGGAUGUCGUUAUGGAGGGCGCUGUGGAUGUAGAGGGAGACGCCAUUAUGGCAUCCUGA
This is a messenger RNA of Colletotrichum truncatum, 2709 nucleotides long. Its product is annotated as U3 small nucleolar RNA-associated protein 13. The record is from RefSeq and is a predicted model, not a curated record. Gene Ontology annotation, molecular function: protein binding; U3 snoRNA binding. Gene Ontology annotation, biological process: endonucleolytic cleavage in 5'-ETS of tricistronic rRNA transcript (SSU-rRNA, 5.8S rRNA, LSU-rRNA); endonucleolytic cleavage to generate mature 5'-end of SSU-rRNA from (SSU-rRNA, 5.8S rRNA, LSU-rRNA). Gene Ontology annotation, cellular component: nucleolus; small-subunit processome; 90S preribosome. Lineage: Eukaryota; Fungi; Ascomycota; Sordariomycetes; Glomerellales; Glomerellaceae.